AUGCCGUUUGCACCAUUUGUUGGUGUAAAUCAUCAUGGGCAGUCUAUUUUGUUAGGGGCGGGGUUGAUUUCAAGCGAGGAUACGAGUACUUUUGUGUGGUUGUUUCAAGCAUGGUUGGAGUGCAUGGAUGGUCGGGCUCCAAAAGCGAUUAUUAUAGAUCAAGAUCGAGCAAUGAAGGCUGCUAUUGCAUUGGUAUUCCCAGACACUCGUCAUAAAUAUUGUCUAUGGCAUAUAAUGCGAAAACUGCCUGAAAAAUUGGGAUCACAUGCUGCCUUCAACGCAGGGUUGAAGACCUCUAUCCAGAGUGCCCUAUAUGAUUCACAGACAUGGGAAGAAUUUGAGAAUAAGUGGGGCCAACUUAUUCAGAAGUAUGAUCUUGGUGAUAAUCCAUGGCUGCAAGGGUUGUACAAUGAGAGGGCAUUUUGGGUACCGGUGUACCUUAAAGGAGUAUUUUGGGUUGGCAUGAGCACAACACAGAGCUCUGAAAGCAUGAAUGCUUUCUUUGAUGGGUUUGUGCAUUUUGGUACGACGUUGAAAGAAUUUGUCGAUCAAUUUGACAAUGCGCUCAGGAAGAAAGUGGAGGUCGAGACGACAGCUGAUUUCAAUUUUGCAAACCAAACUAUCCCAUGUUCAUCCGCAUUCCGCAUUGAGAAGCAAUUUCAAGCUGUGUAUACGAACGCAAAAUUUAAGGAGGUCCAACGAGAGGUGUGGAGAAUGAUUUUAUGUAACUGCAUACUUAUAAGUAAGGAUUGUUGCAUUUCCACCUAUAAUGUUUUGGAUGAAAUUACCACUGAUGAUGACCAUGUCAAGAGUGUGAAGUACACAGUUUACUUUAACGAGGAGGAAGUUGAUGUUAAAUGCACAUGUGUGUUAUUUGAAAUGAGGGGGAUUCUCUACUCACGGCGAUAUGAAUUCGUGGUUAAACGAUGUCUAAAAUUAGCAAUUCGUGUAUGCCCAAGCGAUGACCAUGUUGAUGCAUUCAUGUGCCACUUGGAUGAGUUUGAGGUUAAAUUUAAAGGAUUAACACUUGAGUCCGGUUCAAGUAAGGUAAAAGAGACUGCAGCCCCCACUAAGGGUAAGAAAAUCUUAAGCCCACACAUUGUUCGAGGGAAAGGGAGGCCGCCAACGAAAAGGAAGGUUCCACCUUUGGAGAAGGCUGCAACAAAGCGAAAGAAGAAAUCGACUUGUAGGAAAAUAUUUGAUGAAGCAUCACAUGAUUCAAAUGUAUCAGAAGCUCCAACAACUGAUCAGGUACACAGUGGAAGCAAGGAUGAUUUUGUUAUUCUAACACAGUGCAGUACGUUCACAAACCCAAUGCCAUCGGAAAAUGAGGAGAACUGA
Messenger RNA from Carya illinoinensis, 1341 nucleotides. RefSeq names its product protein FAR1-RELATED SEQUENCE 4-like. Bases 1 to 1341 code for a protein of 446 amino acids. Gene Ontology annotation, biological process: regulation of DNA-templated transcription. The record is from RefSeq and is a predicted model, not a curated record. NCBI's taxonomy places the organism in Eukaryota, Viridiplantae, Streptophyta, Magnoliopsida, Fagales, Juglandaceae. The transcript has 4 exons.